AUGGCCUUUAUUGAAAAGUGCUUCUGUUGCAGUUUGCCAAUAGCUUGUGGAUUUUUUGCGGCCUAUUUACUGAUUGCCUAUUUGAUAGCGUUCGCUUUUGAACUAAUCUGGAUCAUCCUGGAAUCUUCGAAUGCUCUUCCUGCAGCCGCAGUUCUCUUAUCCGCGGGAUUUUUUGCCAUGAGCCUUUUUGCCGCUUUACUUUUACACGGAUUGGCAACCAAAAAUUCCCUUUGCCUUGUAACGUGGAUGUUUGCCGUAACUAUUUUAACAUUUCCUGAAGCGGGACUUGUGAUUUACAUGAGCGUGGAUUAUUGGGGUACAGGCCAUAUUUACGGUAUCACAGAACUCUCGUGCUGGCUCUUGAGAAUAAUAGUUAACGUAAUACAAAUUAUACUGAUCCAAUCUCUCUACACAUUGUGGAAAGAUGAGGAUUUAAUGGAGAAGAGGAUACAAGAAAUGGCUGGAAUGGAAAGCGCUGUUUCGGAAAAUUAUCAAAAUAACGGUUUUACCAGUGAAGAAUUUGUGGAUCAAAUCGAUGGCGGGAGUCUUAAAAGAUACGGUUCAAUGCCUCAUUUAUGGAACAACAUGCACCUGAUGGUACCUUAUGGAGGCUAUCAGUACUCUACUUCAACAACUACCAGCGAAUUCAACGCCAGCGUUUUCGUGCCCGUUGAAUUCGACAAUAGCGAGAAAAAGAGCCAAUCCCUUAUGGAUUUACGGUUUCUAGACCAACAACAAUGGCUCCCAGAUCAUCAAGACCUCAUAAUCCCACCAACCAAACCACAAAUGAGAGCAAUGUCGGAAAUAAAUUAUUCCACCCUACCGUCAAAAUUAUCCAUGAGCAGAUACAAAUCCAUGGACGAUAUCGACGGGGAUCCUAAGACGAGUCAUAUAAUCAGAAACAGGACAGGGUUUUAUGCGCAACCGAUCGAAAACUACGGGGUACCCAUUUAUUAUGGUCCAUUGGAUGGGCCUGAUUUUUUAAUUUACAAAAAACAACUGGAGAGGCUCAACAGUAGGAAUUCUUUGAGCAACACUUCGGCUGAUGAAAUUUCCAAAUACAGGGACGUAGCUUUGUAA
This is a messenger RNA of Ceutorhynchus assimilis (cabbage seed weevil), 1080 nucleotides long. NCBI's taxonomy places the organism in Eukaryota, Metazoa, Arthropoda, Insecta, Coleoptera, Curculionidae. The record is from the annotation of a GenBank genome assembly.